Pseudo-nitzschia multistriata is the source of this 2629-nucleotide messenger RNA. The record is from the annotation of a GenBank genome assembly. NCBI's taxonomy places the organism in Eukaryota, Bacillariophyta, Bacillariophyceae, Bacillariales, Bacillariaceae.
CCGUUUCGAAAAUCCCUCUCUAGAAACGAAUCGCAACGCCGAAAGAAUAACUCCUGUAGAAGCAAAGUACUUGUACCAAGCAGCAUAGAUACGAAAUGGACAACGAGACCACAAUGGGAGUGAUGGACGAAGAUUCUCCCAUGUCGUUUUUGGCGGAGAAUUUGGUUGCCGUCGUGGUCACGACGGGAUGCGUGACCCUUGGAUUGCUCGGAGCCCUUCUCGCCGUCAAGAGCGAAUCCAAGAGCAGGUAAGGACGGCACAUAUAGCAUGGCGUGGCAUGGGCGAGGCUUGCCGUAACAUCUUCCAUAUUUGGGCCAUGCAUGGACUCACUCAAUCAAUUUUUGCCCAUCGUCGUCGCCAUGGCUUUCGCUACUUGUGUUUUUCAAUGCCAAUUUCGCCCUUGGUUUUGGAAUUACCGCACCGCAGAGCCGCGACAAGCAACAAGCAGGCUGCGUCGUCUGGCGCGGGAAAGAGCAACACCGUCGAUCGCGCCAAAUAUCCGGGAGGAAAACUGACGGUCUACUUUGCCACCCAGACCGGAACGGCCGAGUCCUUUGCCAAGGAACUCGAGCGGGAAGCUAAGGACCACGGAUUCCUCGUCAAGAUCGAGGAUGCGGAAGAGUUGGAAUCGCCGGAACACAUGGCAGACUUUGAAUCCAGGUCUCCCUUUGGAGCCGACAGCAAACCCGACGAGACGCCCAGGGCCGUUGUCUUGGCCGCGACCUACGGUGAGGGCGAACCUACGGACAACGCGACGGAGCUCUUCAACCAGAUGGAGGACAUUUUGGCCGCCAACGAGGAGGAAGAGGAACCCCAGAAGCCGUUGCUGGGCUUGGAAUACGCUGUCUUUGGGCUUGGAAACACCGAAUACGAGAUUUUCAAUGCCAUGGGCAAGUUCUUUGAUUCUGCCAUGGAGAAACUCGGUGGGACCAGGGUGUACAACCUCGGGCUCGGAGACGAUUCGGACGAUUUGGAAGCAGAUUUUGAAAAAUGGAAGGACGGUUUGUGGGCCACUCUUAAAAAGCGUUACGUGAACGAAGGGGCUCUCCUGCCCACGUCUGCGGAAGACGGCAAGCUCAGCCUCCCGGAUUGCGAAUACACCGUCAGCUGGGAGGAGGAGGCYUCGACCGGGCCCGAUUCCGACGCCAAUCGCGCCUCGGUUCCACUCGACACGGUCUACGGAUCUUCCAAGCACUAUUUUACCGCGGUCGACUGCCCCGUCACCGUCGUGAAGGAGCUCAGAUCUCCCAGCGACGGUGGCUCGACGGUCCAUGUCGAAAUCGACAUUUCGGACGCCAAAAACCUUGAUUACAAAACUGCCGACAACCUCGGCGUUUUACCGUGCAACGCUCCGGAGGUGGUCGAAGAGGUGGCAGAGGCGCUCGGAUUUGGACAGGAUCUGGACAGGGYCUUUUCGCUCGGAAAAGGGGUCAACCAGGAUGGCGAGGAACACGAGUGGCACGGGCUUCCCUUCCCUUCGCCCAUUACCCUUCGGGAGUGCCUUACGCGCUACCUUGACCUUACCUCGGCUCCCCGCCGGUCAGACCUAAAGCUCCUGAGCUCCUACGCCAAGGAUCCGGUCGACCGAAAGGCCCUACAGCGUCUUUCCUCCAAGGACGGCAAGGCGGAAUACAAGGAAAAAAUCGUCGAGGGCAAGAUCGGGCUCGCGCAGAUCCUCAAGCUUUGCCCCUCUCUGGAGAUUCCUCUCGAGCACCUCAUCGGAAACGUCUGCCGAUUCCAACUCCCGCGGUUCUAUACGAUCGCCUCGUGCCCUAAGGUCCACCCGAACUCGAUCCAUCUUACGGUUGCUGUCACCAGGGAGAACAGGCCCGAUGGAAGCCUCUUUGAGGGUGUCUGCUCGACUCACAUUGCCCAAGGCCUCAACCAAUCCCUUCGGGUAUUUGUUAGACCUUCCACCUUCCGGCUGCCUUCGACCCUAAGCACCCCUGUCUUGAUGAUCGGGCCCGGAACCGGGAUCGCCCCCAUGAGGGCCCUGUUGCAGGACCGAAAGCACCAGUCCGAGCAGGAGGGAGCCAAAAACAUGUACAACGCGCUCUAUUUUGGAUGCAAGAGGGAGGAUCUCGAUUACAUCUACCGCGACGAGCUUGAAGGGUACAAGUCCGGUGGARUCCUGAACGAUCUUUAUCUCGCCUUCUCGCGAAAGGACCCCAGCAAGAAAGAAUACGUCCAGCACUUGCUGAAGAAGAACGCCUCCUCCACCUACACUCUGUUGAAAGAACAGGGGGCCUACGUGUUUGUGUGUGGUGGCGUCAAGAUGGGACACGACGUGACCGAAACCCUGAAGAAGAUCCUUGUCGAAGAAAGCAACGGGUCCAUGUCGCAGGACGACGCCGCGAACUUUUUGUCGAAACUAUCCAGCGAGGGACGGUUUGUCCAGGAGCUAUGGUCGUGAGCAACGAACGGAAGCAACACAGUACGAACAGAAAUGAAGCGAGCCAUCAGGCGAAGGGGAUCGAACCGAACCAAACUAUUCCGACACACAGCGGAACACAACACGAAAGGAGAGAGCACAGAGAUGCUUCGUAUUGCAUAAACACCGAGAAUGGAAUGAACGGAUGUUCCGGCAAUACAACUCUUACUUACUGUACAUUAAAAUUAAUCAAUCGAC